Oreochromis niloticus (Nile tilapia) is the source of this 2410-nucleotide messenger RNA. RefSeq names its product amyloid beta (A4) precursor protein b (gene appb). Gene Ontology annotation, biological process: axonogenesis; central nervous system development. Gene Ontology annotation, cellular component: membrane raft; Golgi apparatus; plasma membrane. The transcript is spliced from 18 exons. Gene Ontology annotation, molecular function: signaling receptor binding; serine-type endopeptidase inhibitor activity; signaling receptor activator activity. Bases 152 to 2401 code for a protein of 749 amino acids. NCBI's taxonomy places the organism in Eukaryota, Metazoa, Chordata, Actinopteri, Cichliformes, Cichlidae. The record is from RefSeq and is a predicted model, not a curated record.
CACGCCGUCACCGGGAGCUGGACACAGAGAGGGAUCAGCAGGAUCGGGACAAUAGCAUCCGCCACUGCGUCGACGCAUAGUCCGACAUUUCUCUUUGUGCAAACGGACAAAUCGUGAACAUAACGGCGCUGCUGGACACCGGGAGGACGGUAUGGGGGAGCACGCGGCGUUUCUGCUGUUACUCGUGGCGACCUUGACGCUUUCAUCCGAGGUGCCGGAUGAUUACUCGGUGGGUUUGCUAACCGAGCCCCAGGUGGCCAUGUUCUGCGGGAAGCUCAACAUGCACAUCAAUGUGCAGAGCGGCAAAUGGGAGUCCGACCCUUCUGGUACCAAGAGCUGCAUUGGCACCAAGGAGGGCAUCCUGCAGUACUGCCAGGAGGUGUACCCAGAGUUGCAGAUUACAAAUGUUGUGGAGGCCAACCAGCCUGUCAGCAUCUCCAACUGGUGCAAGAAAAGCCGCAGGCAAUGCCGCAGUCACGCACAUAUCGUGGUACCAUACCGCUGUCUUGUAGGAGAGUUUGUGAGCGACGCCCUGCUCGUUCCCGACAAGUGUAAGUUUCUGCACCAGGAGCGUAUGGAUCAAUGCGAGAGCCACCUGUACUGGCACACUGUAGCCAAAGAGUACUGCGGAGACCGCUCCAUGAAUCUCCACGACUACGGGAUGCUGCUGCCAUGUGGUAUAGACCGUUUUCGAGGGGUGGAGUUUGUGUGCUGCCCGGCCUGGGCUGAACGGGAUUCCGACAGCGCACAGCUCGAGGGGGAGGAAUCUGAUGUGUGGUGGGGCGGAGCUGAGAGCGAAUACUCUGAUAACAGCAUGACCCGCCCAACGGACACACAGCUGGCCGCCAGGGAGGAUGACGAGGAUGUGGACGAAGAGGUGGAAACUUUUGAAAGGGAUGACAAUGGAGAUGGAGAGGAAGAUGACGAGGAAGUCGAUAUGAUGGAUGACCGAGAUGGCGAUGAGCCCAACGCUAACAUCGCCAUGACAACAACGACUACCACCACCACUGAGUCAGUUGAAGAGGUCGUUAGAGCGGUUUGUUGGGCUCGUGCUGAGUCAGGUCCAUGUCACGCCAUGCUGGAGCGUUGGUACUUCGUGCCUGAGACGGGCCGCUGCGCCCCCUUCUUGUUUGGGGGCUGUGGGGGCAACAGGAAUAACUUUGAGUCGGAGGAGUACUGCCUCGCUAUCUGCAGCAGCUCGUUGCCAACAAUGGCCCCCAGUCCUCCAGACGCCGUGGAUCGCUACCUGGAAUCACCCGGUGACGACAGCGAACACACAGACUUCCAGAAAGCCAAAGAAAGCCUAGAGGCCAAACACCGUGAAAAGAUGUCACAGGUUAUGAAGGAGUGGGAGGAGGCUGAGAGGCAGGCCAAGAAUUUGCCUCGUGCAGAAAAAAAAGUAGUCAUCCAGAAAUUCCAGAUGAAAGUGGAGGCUUUAGAGCAGGAGGCAGCGGGGGAGAGACAGCAGCUGGUCGAAACCCACAUGGCCCGGGUGGAAGCUCUGCUCAACAGCCGCCGACGCCGGGCUCUCGAAAAUUACCUGAGCGCCCUGCAGGCCAAUCCACCACGGUCCCGUCAGGUUUUGAGCCUGCUGAAGAAAUACAUCCGUGCAGAGCAGAAGGACAGGCAGCACACACUGAAGCAUUACGAGCACGUCCGCACGGUCGAUCCCAAGAAGGCCGCUCAGAUCCGUCCUCAGGUGUUGACUCAUCUUCGUGUGAUUGAUGAGAGGAUGAAUCAGUCAUUGGGUCUGCUCUACAAGGUGCCAAAUGUGGCAAAUGAGAUUCAAAACCAAGUCGCAAUUAUAAUGCAGCGAGUUCAGGCGGAGCUGUCUCAGCAAGUCUCUUCACUGCAGAGCGAUGGUCGGAUGGAUGGCAGGGUGAGUUAUGGUAACGACGCUCUGAUGCCUGAUCAGGCCUACAGCUCGGCUCCUAUGGACGCUGGCCUGGAUGGGCUGGGGUUCAUUCACCCUGAGAGCUUCAACCAGCCCAACACAGAGAACCAUGUUGAACCCGUCGAUGCUCGUCCAAUUCCAGACAGAGGACUCCCCACACGACCUGUGUCUGCCCUGAAGCCGGAGGAGAUGCCAGAAGUGCGGAUGGAGACUGAAGAGAGGCAGAGUGCUGGAUAUGAAGUUUAUCAUGAAAAGCUGGUGUUUUUCGCUGAUGACGCUGGAUCCAAUAAAGGCGCCAUUAUCGGGCUGAUGGUUGGUGGGGUGGUCAUAGCAACAGUCAUCGUCAUCACCUUGGUGAUGCUGAGGAAGAAACAGUACACUUCAAUUCACCACGGUGUGAUCGAGGUGGAUGCAGCUGUGACACCAGAGGAGCGUCACCUGGCCAAGAUGCAGCAGAACGGCUACGAGAAUCCCACCUACAAAUUCUUCGAGCAGAUGCAGAACUAAAGAGCUGCA